GAUUUGCUUUCUCUUGUUUCACGAGCCCCACACUUUCACACUGACCGAAGUGGAUACGCACCAGCUGGCCACGUCCGUCACCGCUGCCGGGUGGGAGAAUUCCUGAUUAUACUUAGAUCCCGCAGACCCCGCUCUGUCAUUAGCAGAGAAGCUCUGCUUGCGCACCGCCAUCCGAAAUGCAGCCAGCCGGGAGCUCUGCACGCCGUGCCUGAAGGAGCUGGCUGCCUUCUGGAUCAAACAUGAAUGACCUAUUGAAGGUGCCCCUUGUGCACGUCCUCACUCUGGCAGCCCUCAGCUUUGCCGAGACCCUCCUGAAAGCUCCCUUGAUCAGCACUCCUCUGGAAACUGUGGAUGCACUGGUAGAGGAUGUCGCCAAGUUUGUCUGUGUAGUGGAGUCAUACCCUGAGCCGGAGAUUACAUGGACACGCAACAGCAUUCCCAUCAGGCUUUUCGACACUCGCUACAGCAUACAGAGGAACGGGCAGCUCCUGACCAUUUUGAGCGUGGAGGACAGCGAUGACGGGGUGUACUGCUGCACAGCAGAUAACGGGGUUGGAGCGGCUGCACAGAGCUGUGGGGCUCUCCAAGUGAAAAUGCGACCCAAAAUAACCCGACCACCUAUAAAUGUUGAAAUAAUAGAAGGGUUAAAGGCUGUUCUUCCAUGCACUACGAUGGGGAAUCCAAAACCUUCUGUUUCGUGGAUCAAAGGAGAAACAGUUGUAAAGGAAAAUGCUCGCAUUGCUGUCCUUGAUUCAGGGAAUUUAAGGAUCCACAAUGUUCAGAGAGAAGAUGCAGGACAAUAUCGAUGUGUAGCCAAGAACAGCCUGGGCACAGCCUAUUCGAAACCUGUGACAGUGGUAGUGGAAGUUUUUGCCAGAAUCCUGAAGGCUCCUGAAUCCCAGAAUAUCACCUUUGGAUCUGUGGUCACAUUGCAGUGCGCGGCGACCGGCCUUCCAGUCCCGACUGUCACCUGGCUGGAAAAUGGCAAAGCUGUGUCUGCCGGGUCUAUAGCAGAAAGUGUCAAGGACAGAGUGGUUGACUCCAGACUGCGGGUUUAUGUCACCCGACCUGGCCUGUUCACUUGCCUCGCCACGAACAAACACAGCAAAACUUUUGGAGCCGCAAAAGCUGCGGCAACCAUUAGUGUUUCAGGUAUGAGCAAGCUGUACAAGGGUGAUGCAGGCUACUGCAGCACGUACAGAGGUGAGGUGUGUAGUGCUAUCUUGGCGAAGAAUGCUCUUGUUUUCUUCAACUCCUCCUAUGCUGACCCAGAGGAGACCCAAGAGCUGCUUGUGCACACUGCCUGGACUGAACUGAAAAUGGUGAGUUCAUUCUGCCAACCGGCCGCUGAGUCUCUGCUGUGUAACUACAUCUUCCAGGAGUGCAAUCCCUCUGGAGCUGGGCCAGCUCCAAAACCAGUGUGCAGAGAGAAUUGCCUUGCUGUAAAGGAUCUCUACUGCUUUAAGGAAUGGCUCUCAAUGGAGGAAAACUCCCAGAAGGGGAUUUACAAGCCAGGGCUGAUGCUGCUUACUCUUCCCGAAUGCAACAGGCUCCCCAGCCUGCACCAGGACCCCAGCGCCUGCACUCACAUCCCUUUCUUUGAUUUUAAGAAGGAGAAUGUAACUAGGACUUGCUACAGUGGCAAUGGCCAGUUUUACCAGGGCUGGGCCAACGUCACGGCCUCUGGAAUUCCCUGCCAGAAGUGGAGUGACCAGGCUCCCCACUUGCAUAGAAGGACUCCUCAGGUUUUCCCUGAGCUGUCUGAUGCUGAGAAUUACUGCCGCAAUCCAGGAGGUGAGAAUGAACGCCCCUGGUGCUACACGAAAGACCCAUCUGUGACCUGGGAAUACUGCAGCGUGUCUCCCUGUGGUGAUGCAUUUUUAUCACUAGGAACAAGAAAACCAAAUGGAGAGACUCCAAAUCUACCCCCUUCUCCUCCCUUUUCCCCUACGUACUCCAUGACUGUUAUCAUCUCGAUCAUCUCCAGCUUUGCCCUGGUUGUGAUCCUUGGCAUUGUCACCCUGGUUUGCUGCCGCCGGCGAAAGCAAUGGAAAACCAAAAAAAGAGAGUCAGAGACACCAACGCUCACAACUCUGCCUUCCGAACUCCUCCUGGACCGGCUUCACCCCAACCCGAUGUACCAGCGGAUGCCCCUUCUCCUCAAUCCAAAAUUGCUCAGCCUGGAGUAUCCCAGGAACAAUAUUGAAUAUGUGAGAGACAUUGGGGAAGGAGCAUUUGGGAGAGUCUUCCAAGCAAGGGCCCCAGGACUGCUGCCAUAUGAGCCUUUCACAAUGGUGGCAGUGAAAAUGCUGAAGGAGGAAGCAUCUGCAGACAUGCAGGCUGACUUUCAGAGGGAGGCAGCCCUCAUGGCAGAGUUUGACAAUCCGAAUAUUGUCAAACUUUUAGGUGUGUGUGCUGUUGGGAAACCGAUGUGCCUGCUCUUUGAGUACAUGGCCUACGGGGAUCUCAAUGAGUACCUGCGUGACCGCUCGCCCCGCAACCUUUGCAGCCUGGUGCACAGUAGCCUGGAUGCACGAAUCUGCCUCCCCAACCCCCUGGCUCUGUGCUGCACCAGCCAGCUCUGCAUUGCCAAGCAGGUGGCUGCUGGCAUGGCAUACCUCUCUGAGCGCAAGUUUGUCCACCGGGAUUUGGCUACUAGGAACUGCCUGGUGGGGGAGAACAUGGUGGUCAAAAUCGCUGAUUUUGGUCUCUCAAGGAACAUGUAUUCAGCUGACUAUUACAAAGCAAAUGAGAAUGACGCCAUCCCCAUCCGCUGGAUGCCCCCUGAGUCCAUUUUCUACAACCGCUAUACCACAGAGUCUGAUGUGUGGGCCUACGGGGUGGUGCUGUGGGAGAUCUUCUCCUAUGGCAUGCAGCCCUACUAUGGGAUGGCCCAUGAGGAAGUAAUCUACUAUGUGCGGGAUGGGAACAUCCUGUCCUGCCCAGACAAUUGUCCUCUGGAGCUCUACAACCUGAUGCGCCUCUGCUGGAGCAAGCUGCCUGCCGACCGGCCAGGCUUUGCCAGCAUCCACCGCAUCUUGGAGCGCAUGUACGAGAGGGCCAUGGCCACCCCAUCAGUGUGAGGGGUGUGCCUGGGGGUCCCCCAUAUCCACCUGUCCAGACUGACUUGGACCAGCCCAUGGGCUCCUGAGCGAUGCCUCCACGCAAAUCCCUGCUUUAGGGGGAAGAGAAACAGCUUGUUGCUCUGCCAAGCAAGAAGUGUGGACUGCAGCCCCUUACGGUAGGCUAUACCUCCCUGAGUGGGACUAUACCUCCCAGAUGACAGGACUAACGCCUGGCCACCAAGCCUGGACCCCUUGGGCUGGCGAGGGUGCUGAUCUUGCUAACUCAGUACCUAUAUUAAGCAUUUCCAGGAGCACAGAGUUCCCCAGGGAAGGAAAACCAACCUUUCACUGGUGGCACUUCACUUCCUAAAAAGUCCCUCCAUGUCCUUCUGCAUUUAUUCUCUUGCCUUCUACAUUUUUCUUCCCUUCCUCAUAUAUUUUCAAGUAUUAUUUAAAAAAAAAAAGAUUGCAGAGUUCAAUCUUUUGGGGGAUACUCUUCACUAUUUUAUUUUCUCAUACUCACUUAUUUUUGUAGACAAAGGAUGAUUCUGAAGCCAUAGGCCACUUUCUUUUUUCUUUUAACUUCCACCUUCUCUUUGACACUCAUGAACAUAACAUUGACAGAGCAAAACAGGAGCCUGCAGGACCGCUGGCAGCCACCCAUAUCUCGUGUUACACAAUGAGUAAACUCUGUCAAGCACAGAGCCUUACGUUUUCAAAAGUGGGAAGUCCACAGUUGAUCUGAUAUUUGUUAAGCUCUCACCCAAAAACUUGCCUCAAGCAUUGAAGCCCAUCUUUCCAGGCCUCCCCUGCAACAAAGCCAUUUGGUGGUAAGAGAGAAAUUCAGCCCAAAGGCUUGAUCCUGCACCUGGUAGUUCUCCAAGGUGUAUUUUUUUGUCUCUGCCUGUAGUACAUUCCUCACUGCACCAAGAGCAGGGAGAAACACAGUCACUCUUGCAGAAAUGUGGCAGGUUGUGCUACUUAUUUCUUUUAUUUUCCCUUCCUAUCUUUGCCUCCUGUUUCUGGUUUUCCUUUCCUGACAGCAACUCCUAGCCUGUAAGCCCCAGUGCAAUGCUUGCUGGCCACCUUCCCUUAUGCUGCAGUUUACAGGCACAGGAGUAAAAGGUGGAUGCCUGCCAUCAGUGGCCUUCAGAGACAACCUGAGAGUUAGGAGAAGAUGAUAAAAAGGGGGAGUUCACACAAAGUGUUGCAGACUGUCCAUCUGCAGGGCAAAGAUGAGAGUUCCUCAGUUACAUGUGGUCCACAGCCCACUUCCAAACACCAGAUGUCGUUUCUCUGCUAAAAUUGUAAUGGAGACUUCAGUGCCAGAGAAACUGUGUUCCUCUGAGGACAGGUUUUACCUUUUAGUUCCUUGGGCGGUGAGAGGCAGUUGCCUCAGAGCCUCAUCACUGAUAUGAAAUACAGCUGUAGGCAGGGAUGCGCAUUACCCCUGCAGGGCAGGAGCUCCAGUGAGCAAGCAAUUGGUGUGGCUUCCGUAACUGGGACACACUGGUUGAGUCUAUCCAAGAAACAGCAGUGGAGAGCAGCCAUCCAUAGGGCUACCAGGAGCAGCCUUGGUUUCUGAAAAGUAAGUUUGAAAAGCUCAGCCAACCACUAUGAAGUAGAAAACUGGAAAGCACGUAUCUUCCUCUGCUGUCUUCCUGUAGUGUGAGCUCACCUCUGCUACAUCAUAACCUGAUCUUCUUCUUUUUUCAAUCUUUUUAAAAUAACUAUAGUUCAUUCUGGUUGUGGCCACAAAAGCAUAGUUUAGUGUUAUCAGAUCAAUGCUGUCAACUUCACUUGAAACAAAGAGCUCGCAAUUACCCAAGACAUAUGAAGAAAGAGAAGGCUCUGCUUGGGCUGUGAACUAUUGAAAUGCUACAAAUGCUUGGACAUCUGUACAGUAAGCUCAAAAUGACCAGUGCUGUCUUACUCAUUUAGCAGUUCUGCCAUCAUGCUACUAUGAUGCAACAGUUUACUGAGGUCUGAAUCCUAAAAAAAAAUCCCUCUAGAACCCUAAAGACCUCAAUUUAAAUAAGAUAAUCACCAGAGGUCCUUAUGUACCACUUUAUGACCACCUCACAGCCUCUGCAUUAAGUUCUGUUAGAUUUUGUCAGGUACCUGGCUGUCCUCCCUGCUCUGGGGUAGCAGGGGUGAGGAGGUGAGUCUGGGAGGGAUGGGGGCUGAGCUGCACCCCCCACUGUGCAGAGGUGCCUGCAGCCUCUGCUGAGCUGAGCCCCAGUGCUGCUCCAUCUCUGUAAUGGAGGAUGCAAAUCCGAGAGCUUUGUAGUGCUUACAACAGCAGGGGUUUUGUCACUCUUUUUAGAGAGGGCUGGGUCAGACCUUGUAUGUGUGUAGCAGUGAGGGGCCAGGUACUCAGCACCUCCUCCUAAUCUGGAAAGCAUCUUACAUGAAGCAAAGGGUGCAAGAACAGUUUGUAAAACCGGCACCAUUUACAGUCCAAAGGACAGUCUGCCUUUCUGCAUCUAGGAUCCCAGCGCUGGCUUCCUUUGCUCACUCUGCAUUUACCAAAGCUAGUCUAUCAUGGUUUUCUUCUUGUUUGCAUGUGGGAUGAAGUUAGAUGCCUGUAAUGCCAUGGGCUAUGAAGUUUCCCGCACUUUCCUUGUGAAAGAAGGACUCCCACAAACUCGGAAGAGUAGCCCUUUUCAUUGCAUUUUCCUAGCCCAAAUCCUUCUCUCAGUGACCCCAUGUUCAGAUCAAGGUGGGCUUGCAGU
Phalacrocorax carbo (great cormorant) is the source of this 5800-nucleotide messenger RNA. Lineage: Eukaryota; Metazoa; Chordata; Aves; Suliformes; Phalacrocoracidae. The record is from RefSeq and is a predicted model, not a curated record.